Messenger RNA from Pedinophyceae sp. YPF-701, 564 nucleotides. The record is from the annotation of a GenBank genome assembly. NCBI's taxonomy places the organism in Eukaryota, Viridiplantae, Chlorophyta, Pedinophyceae.
AUGCUCGCCCUGACGCAGGCCUUGCAGAACAUGGAUCUCAACAUCGUCAAGGGCAGAGUGCGCGACUCCUCGAGUGACCCGGACUUGAGGAGGUCGACGUUUUUCAUCACAGACAAGCACACGUCAGACAAGGUGCUGAAGAGUGAGAAGCUGGAGGACAUUCGGCUGGCCGUGGAGUACACGCUUCUCGAGAAAUUCCCCGAGGAGGGCGCGAAGCUGGCGGCGGCGGACCGCCGCGACGUCCACCGGCAGCCGCGAAAGGACGGCGAGAGCGUGGUCCCUACGCGAGUCACGGUGGAGCCGCACGAGUCUGGCACCCGCUCAAUCCUGCGGGUGAAGACGCGCGACUAUCCGGGCAUCCUCACGGAGAUUGUGCGCGUCCUCAAAGACAUCAACCUGAACGUCACGUACGCGGAGAUCAACACCGUUGGGCGCGAGGUCGACGACACGUUCUACGUGACGUACCACGGCGCCGCCCUGGACCACAACAUGGAACUGCUCGUAACCAACUGCUUGCAGUACUACAUCUCGCUGUUCGAGCUCGAAAGGGACGAGUCCUACUAG